CGUCAAUCUGCGUCUGCGCGUCUGCAUACGCUGACGACCUCCCCCUCUUCCUGCCUCUCUUCAUCCUCAAGGCAGUCGUGAGUCGUCUCAGUUGCCAAGGCCAACGGCCAAAGCCCCAAGUCCCUGCUGGAUGCUACUCGUUGCUGUCCACCGCCAUGGAUACACCCUUUAGCUCGGCUAGCGUCGAAGGGACGCCGUUCUCGGCGGCCAACGGGGUUGAGUAGCGGGGACCCAUGGCUAUGGAAAAAGCGCGACACUCGCAACGCUCUUUAAAGAUGAAGGGUUUAGUGAUCCCCUUCUUUGAGCUCAGCAUUCACUCGCCGCCAUGUCUGCGACGAUCACACCCGGGUGCCAGGCCGUCGCCCUUCAGACUGCGGAGACGAUCACGACCGAGGUCAACCGCGCCCUGCCCAUCGUCUUUCUCAUCUGGCUCAGCUUUGGCAUCUGGCUUGGCGAGUGGACCAACGCGUGGGGAGAUGAAUGGCAACUCAUCAAGCGUGGCUUCACUCCAGCGGGCCUAAGCUACUUUCUCGCCCGCUUCGGUGGUGGCUUGGGACUGUUUUCCUUCGCUCUUACAACCAUGGUUGGCGGGACGGGCACGCUCCCAACGAGCUGCCAUGUGACGGACAAAAUCCUGGCCACCUUCUGGCUCAUUUGCGGUGUUGGAGCGCAGGGAACAUUCAUGCUGCGCUGCAUUGCCGUGUGGGAAAAUGACAGACGCAUCAAGCUCUUCCUCUCCGUGCUACUCGCCAUUAUCGCCGGUACGUUCGUCAUCUUCAUCGUCGUCAUCGACGGCCUCAAGACGGAGCUUGGCUUGCUUGUCUGCACCAUCAAGACGCCCAGCCGGCUCGAAGCCAUAGCUACCAUUUCAACAAUGGUCAUCGACGUCAUCGUCAUCGGCCUGACGGCAUACAAGCUGUUGGGCUCGCGCACGCAGAAUGAGGGACGCAUCCGCCACCUCCUCUUCCGUGACGGAGUCAUCUACCUGGCCAUUGUUGUAGCCGUCUCUGCGACCAUCACAGUCAUGCUUCUCACCGACUUGCCGCCUGUCCAGCGUGUGGUCCUCUCCCCCAUCCACAUCGUGUCACUCUCUCUCGCAGCCACACGCGCUCAGAGGGCGUUGCGAGCAGAGGGUAUCAAGCUGGCCAGCAUGAGCAAGGGCAGCGCUACAGGAGCGACAGAAGCACAUCGUCGUCUAUCGAGCCACUCCGACCAGGCGACUACAGCUCUUCCACCGUCAACGCCGCUUACACCUGUCACGCCACGCUUCUACGAUGCAGCAGCGUCGCCGCGCUUCUCCACCAAUACCAAAGAGGGCGAUGCAUCAUGGCAGACAUCACGCCGAGCGGCAAACAAGAUUGUCCUCGAGUCCUUUGCCAUGCAACCACCGCCGCUACCCCCGAAUGCUCGCUAUCAGACUCAUCAUCACCAAGAGCAGCCGCAUCCGCAGCAAUCGCCUCGCUCACCACGUUCCCCGCGCGACCCUUACGGCAUGCAGACGUCGUGGAGCUACGCGCCCGGAGCUACAGAGGAGAUGAGCGAACGCAGGGAGGAUGAAGAGGCGGCGCGUGACACGCGGCCGUGAAUAAUAGAGAAAGCCGCGCUCAUGCCAUCGCUUAUGCAAUGAUAGACUGUACUCAUCAUCGCUCCACGGUCUGCCUGCGCUGGUCUUUGCCCCUGAUCGUUGCCGCCGGCAAUGACCCAUUCGGCGCCGCAUCCGAAUCGCUAACGGUACUGUAACGUCACAUGAUUGAAGCCACCAUUCAUCAGCCGUUUGCCCUGCGCGACUAGCAGCUCGGCAGUCACGCCGCCGUGCCAAUGUUCCGCCGCCGCCGGCGGUCACGGGCCGAUCCUCAGCACCGCGUCGAGGCAGCGGCCUAUCAUGAGACGAUAUCGGGGCGCCGCGAGGGAACUGACGUCCGCUUGUGCGGCCCGCAGCGAUCCACACGAAUCAGCGAGG
Messenger RNA from Jaminaea rosea, 1960 nucleotides. RefSeq lists its product as hypothetical. The transcript has a single exon. The coding region runs from base 326 to 1585 and encodes 419 amino acids. Lineage: Eukaryota; Fungi; Basidiomycota; Exobasidiomycetes; Microstromatales. The record is from RefSeq and is a predicted model, not a curated record.